Messenger RNA from Phycodurus eques (leafy seadragon), 2096 nucleotides. It is a transcript of the gene dnpep, whose product is annotated as aspartyl aminopeptidase. Gene Ontology annotation, biological process: proteolysis. The coding region runs from base 94 to 1527 and encodes 477 amino acids. Lineage: Eukaryota; Metazoa; Chordata; Actinopteri; Syngnathiformes; Syngnathidae. Gene Ontology annotation, molecular function: aminopeptidase activity; zinc ion binding. The record is from RefSeq and is a predicted model, not a curated record. The transcript has 15 exons.
GCUUCCGGUUGCGGCGGUGAGGGAAUCCUCGCUUCCGCCGCUGCCACUUCUCAAUGCUUGGCCGUUUCUAAUACUGGUCUCAAAGUCCAACUAAUGCAGUCCGUAAUAAUGAAGAACUCCAAGGAAGCCGUGCAGUCAGCAGCUAAAGAGUUUUUGCAGUUUGUCAACAGAGGCGUGUCUCCAUAUCACGUGGUGGAAGAAUGCCGGAAGCGACUGCUUGAGGCGGGAUUCAUCGAGCUGAAGGAGAUGGACAAGUGGGACAUCCAACCAUGCAACAAAUACUUUGUGACCCGGAACUUCUCCAGUGUCUUAGCCUUUGCUGUAGGGGGGUGCUACUCCCCUGGAAAUGGCUUCUCCAUGAUCGGAGCCCACACUGACAGCCCCUGUCUCAGAGUGAAGCCAAGGUCUAUGAAGACAAAGCAAGGCUGCCUUCAGGUUGGCGUGGAGUGCUAUGGUGGGGGCAUCUGGAACACCUGGUUUGACCGUGACCUGACCAUUGCGGGCCGUGUUAUGGUUAAGGGUGAUGGCAGACUGCUCCAGCGGCUGGUGCAUGUGCCACGACCUCUACUCAGGAUCCCUCACCUGGCCAUCCACCUACAGAGGGACAUCAACGACUCCUUUGGCCCUAACAAGGAGAACCACCUCGUGCCCAUUCUGGCCACCGCUGUUCAGGAAGAGCUGGAGACAGGCAGCGUGUCGUCAGGGGACGUCAUCGGUGCUGCCAACACAGUGAAGACGGCAGACAAACACCACCCCGCCCUGGUGAAGGUUUUGUGUUCGGUGCUGCAAGUUGAGCCUGAAGUCCUGCUCGACUUUGAGCUCUGUCUGGCUGACACUCAGCCAGCGGCGUUGGGAGGCGUGUAUGAAGAGUUCAUUUAUUCUCCUCGCCUGGACAACCUCCACAGCUGCUACUGCGCCCUGCAGGGGCUGAUUGAAUCCUGCUCAGGAGACUCGCUGGCCCAAGAUACCAACAUUCGCAUGGUGACGCUCUUCGACAACGAAGAGGUGGGCUCCGGGAGCGCUCAGGGGGCGCAGUCCAACCUCACAGAGCUCAUCCUCAGCCGGCUAGCCAGCUCCUCCUCCAACCCCACCGCCUUCCAGCAGGCGGCGCCACUCUCUUUCAUGAUUAGCGCUGACAUGGCCCAUGCCGUGCAUCCAAACUACCAGGAGAAGCAUGAGGAGAACCAUCGGCCAGCGUUUCACAAGGGUCCUGUGAUAAAGUUCAACAGCAACCAGCGCUAUGCCACCACCGCUGUGACUGCCGCAGUUGUCCGCGAGAUCGCCAGGCAGGCCAGCGUUCCUCUUCAGGAUGUGAUGGUCCGUAACGACAGCGCGUGUGGAUCCACCAUCGGACCCAUCCUUGCGGCUCGGCUCGGGGUGCCCGUGGUGGACAUCGGCGCUCCCCAGCUCUCCAUGCACUCAAUCCGGGAGAUGUGCUGUACUUCCAGCGUAUUGCAAAGCACCACCCUCUUUAAGACCUUCUUUGAGUUGUUUCCUCACGUGAGGAGCACGUUGGUGGUCGAUUAGAUGGGAAUGACCAGCAUGAGGUGGAGACACUUCAGAACAUACUUGACAUGAAAGUGUCACACACCUUUAAUUAUACCUGCAAUAAAGGACAUUCAAAGAUGGAAGCACUUUACAAGUUGUUUCUACUAUCUUCCGAGACAUCAUCAUUUCACAGUUGGCUGUUGUGUUCGUAUGUUUUUCACUGCUCAUAUUUAUGCGUGGCCUUGCAAGCGAACGUUGAUAUAUGGACGCAGCAAAUCCCAUCUGACCACUUGGAAAUGAGAGUAGAGCUUCAAGAUCAAACUUGGUUAACAAAUCUGAUUUGCCAGCAGUGUGAAGAAGGCUCUGUGUGGCUGCCCUGUGAAUGACAGCAAACCAUUCCUGUUUGUGUGUGUAUCUGUAUGUAGUUUUGUGUGUAUACAUUCAUUCAUCUCCCGUUCUGCUUACGCAAAGGAGCAUGGAACGCCAAAUGUUGAAAAUAAGCAUUCCCGACAAGAAAAGAUGCAGUUGGAUAAGACCGCAGACGCGAGUUACUGACGUCAUUCAAAAAAAUAAAAAGCCUUACAUGGAAAUGGGCUGGACCACAGAAA